UCGGAGAGCAUUCUGGGAUGCGUAGUUAUCCUCUCUCUCGAGCUCCCUUAGCACGCGGGCUGGAGAAGCGGAGUCCUGCUCUGGCUUUGUUGCCAAGCUGUGCCGUCCUCCCUCGAUUCCGGUCUAACCCGACUUCCUCCUGGAAGAAGUAUCCCUAAGCCGAGCCCGUCAGCCCUUCGGGACAAAGAAUUUUGGGAACCAUAAGGCUAAAGUCGCCUCUUUCUCCCCCCCCUUUAAGCCGUACCUGAACGUCUUACAGCAUGGCAGUUCCCGAGACCCGUCCCAACCACACUAUUUAUAUCAACAAUCUCAAUGAGAAGAUCAAGAAAGAUGAGCUCAAGAAGUCCCUGUACGCCAUCUUCUCCCAGUUUGGCCAGAUCCUGGAUAUCCUGGUGUCUCGCAGUCUGAAGAUGAGGGGCCAGGCCUUUGUCAUCUUCAAGGAAGUCAGCAGCGCCACGAAUGCCCUGCGCUCCAUGCAGGGCUUCCCCUUCUACGACAAGCCCAUGCGCAUCCAGUAUGCCAAGACAGACUCAGACAUCAUCGCCAAGAUGAAGGGCACCUUUGUGGAGCGGGACCGCAAACGAGAGAAGAGGAAGCCCAAGAGUCAGGAGACACCAGCUGCCAAAAAGGCUGUUCAGGGUGGGGCAGCCGCCCCCGUGGUGGGCGCCGUCCAGCCUGUGCCGGGCAUGCCACCGAUGACUCAGGCGCCCCGGAUCAUGCACCACAUGCCAGGCCAGCCUCCCUACAUGCCACCACCUGGCAUGAUCCCACCACCGGGCCUUGCCCCUGGCCAGAUGCCCCCUGGGGCCAUGCCCCCACAGCAGCUCAUGCCUGGGCAGAUGCCCCCUGCCCAGCCUCUCUCUGAGAAUCCUCCCAAUCACAUCCUGUUCCUCACCAACCUGCCUGAGGAGACCAACGAGCUCAUGCUGUCCAUGCUUUUCAACCAGUUCCCUGGCUUCAAGGAGGUGCGUCUGGUCCCCGGGCGCCACGACAUAGCCUUUGUGGAGUUUGACAAUGAAGUGCAGGCCGGGGCCGCGCGAGAUGCCCUGCAAGGCUUUAAGAUCACGCAGAACAAUGCCAUGAAGAUCUCUUUUGCCAAGAAGUAGUGCCUUCCCCACAGGGUGCCCCAGACCCCUUUCUGGGGCCGCCCCUUUCCCCCCUUGGCUCAGCCCUUGAAGGUAAGUCCCCCUUGGGGGCCUUCUCAGAGCCGCGUGUGAGUGUGUUGCCACACAGCAUUGUACCCAGAGUCUGUCCGCAGACAUUGCACCUGGCGCUGUUAGCUUGUCAUUAAAGUGGUUUUUUGAGGUUUGGUUUUUCA
This is a messenger RNA of Psammomys obesus (fat sand rat), 1318 nucleotides long. It is a transcript of the gene Snrpa, whose product is annotated as small nuclear ribonucleoprotein polypeptide A. Gene Ontology annotation, biological process: mRNA splicing, via spliceosome. Gene Ontology annotation, molecular function: U1 snRNA binding. NCBI's taxonomy places the organism in Eukaryota, Metazoa, Chordata, Mammalia, Rodentia, Muridae. The transcript is spliced from 6 exons. The coding region runs from base 261 to 1106 and encodes 281 amino acids. The record is from RefSeq and is a predicted model, not a curated record. Gene Ontology annotation, cellular component: U1 snRNP.